GUUGCGUUCUGGCGGAGCAAUGGAGGGACGCACAAGAAACUGGAGCAAGUGAUUAAACAUAAACGUAAACAUCAAGACUUUCAAUGGAAGACUCUACAUAAGCACCAGUAAAACGCCGUCUUCAUCAUCCUGAUGGAUUUCUCCAUAGACUGUCACUGUUAAUGUUUACAUCAGCAGCAGAUCGUCUGGAUUGUGAAUCAGAUCUUCAGUAGAGGAGGACAUCUCACAGGGAAUGCCGGGAGGAGACGGCUUUCCUGAUGGAGAGCAGGAGAACUCUUCUCCAGGCCCAGACAUACAAACGGGCCAGACGGACCAAACCAGCAGCGGCCAAGAGCCCGGGACCAGCGGGAACAUUUCCGCUUCUGGAGAGGAGGAAGAGACGGAGGAGCAGAUAGGAAGGAGGAGCAGCGGAUGUGAAGAGAGCGGAGGAGAGCAGACGCAUGAGGAUGUGGACAUGAACAGCACUCACACCUCCAGCAGCGGAAACGACAGCAUUCAUCAUCAUCACCACCAUCAUCAUCAUCAUCGUCGUCACCAUCAUCAUCAUCAUCAUUCCUCCUCCAACUGCAGCCCUGGCAGCACCACAGGAUCAGGGAGCACUAAGAGCUCAAAAUCAGCCACUGGUUCCUCGUCCUCCAGCUUUCACAGCACUCAUCACACAGAAUGCGGUGAGCAGACGGAGACCGGGCGCGAGCACACACACAGAGAGAUGAUGCAUACGGUGCAGGAGAUGAAGAAGCGUCUGCCGUCUGAGAAGAGGAGCCGCAGUAAAGCCAGCACUGUGGAGGCGCUGCACUACGCUCUCAACUGUGUCAAACAAGUACAAGCAAACAGCGAGUACUACAACUUACUGAUGAGCAGCGGCCUGGACAAGAGACGGGACGCUACUGUGUGCACACUGGAGGACCUGGAAGGAUUUACCUCUGAACACACACUUAAAAACACGGUAAACCGCAGGACACAUCCUCAGAAAUAUCACGUGCUACUGGACAGACUCACAAAAACACAAUGCACUACAGGACAUACAGUUGACAUCAGAAUUGUUCGCUCUCUUGUGCAGUUUUUAAAUACUUAAAUAUUAUUUUUAACAGAGCAGAGAAUUUACACAUAACACAAUGGCUU
This is a messenger RNA of Danio aesculapii, 1122 nucleotides long. It is a transcript of the gene per3, whose product is annotated as period circadian clock 3. Lineage: Eukaryota; Metazoa; Chordata; Actinopteri; Cypriniformes; Danionidae. The record is from RefSeq and is a predicted model, not a curated record. The transcript is spliced from 5 exons. Gene Ontology annotation, biological process: circadian regulation of gene expression; negative regulation of transcription by RNA polymerase II; entrainment of circadian clock by photoperiod. Gene Ontology annotation, cellular component: cytoplasm; nucleus. The coding region runs from base 233 to 1075 and encodes 280 amino acids. Gene Ontology annotation, molecular function: transcription corepressor binding; transcription cis-regulatory region binding.